Molecule: messenger RNA, 872 nt
Organism: Mycotypha africana
Lineage: Eukaryota; Fungi; Mucoromycota; Mucoromycetes; Mucorales; Mycotyphaceae
Exons: 3
Coding region: 86-784 (232 amino acids)
Source: RefSeq, a predicted model, not a curated record
AUCCCCCUCCUUGUUUUUUACAUACUAUAUAAAUUUGCCUCAGAAUCCAGUUUUGUUUUAAUCUCUUCCUUAAUUACAAUCAUUAAUGGACGCAAAUCUAAAAAAUAAAUUAAUAUUUGUUCAUGGAGGGCUUAUGGUUUUUGUAUGGCUGAUUGCUGUACCUCUAGCCAUUGGCAUCAACAUGUAUGCUCGAAAGAAAGGAAAGCCCUGGGGUCCCAAAGUUCAUAUGAUCAUCAUGGCAAUUGCCGCUUUUGUUCCUUAUACGACCUCGGCUAUCAUUGCCUUUGUUGUAUCUGGUGAAUUUAAGCCUAGACCUCAUUCCGGCAUUGGAACAGCUUUAUCGUUUGGUUUAUGGACACAAGUUGCCUUGGGCAUUAUCAACCAUCUAAUCUUCCGUUACCGACGUGCACACAAUUGCUUACCUAGUAAGCGCCCCUGGAACAAUCAUGUUCAUAUUUGGUUUGGGAAGAUAUUGUUGCUAUUGGCUUUGAUAAAUGUACCUUUGGGCAUGCGAAUCAAACGCCCUCCUAUGGCCCUGUAUAUAGUUUACGCUAUUUGGGUGGGUCUUUUGAUAAUUGGUUUCGUUUAUCUGGCAUGUAUGAGAGAUGAAGUGGAGGAAAGGCGACUACUUGAAGAAGAGCAGCGACAGCAAUCACACCUCCCAUCGCCUCAUAUCAUUAAAUCAACAACAGAUGUGGGUCCCGAAGAGACAGUCCUUACUAAAAGCUACGUUGAAGAAAAAGAAGAAAGUGUAUACGGCUGCAGGUUAACAAAAUGCUGUUAAAAUAUCAAGCUGAUCUAUUGCAAUUUUAUUUUUACUCUUGGGUUUUCGAUUAUUAUUCUUUUUGAUCUGGGCAAUAAUGAUACGUUUC